GCCCGCAGCUGCGUCGAGCUCGCCGCGGACCCAAGAUGGCGGCGUGUGGACGUGUACGGAGGAUGUUCCGCUUGUCGGCGGCGCUGCAGCUGCUGCUGCUCGCGGCGGCCGGGGCCCAGAAACUCCCGGGCCCGGGCGGCCACAGUCAGGGCCAGGGCCCGGGGGCCAACUUUGUGUCCUUCGUAGGGCAGGCUGGAGGCGGCGGGCCGGUAGGUCAGCAGCUGCUCCAGCUGCCUCAGUCAUCUCAGCUCCAGCAGCAGCAGCAGCAGCAGCAGCAACAGCAACAGCAACAGCAGCAGCAGCAGCAACAACCGCCUCAGCAGCCGCAGCCGCCUUUCCCGGCAGGUGGGCCUCCACCCCGGCGAGGCGGAGCGGGGCCCGGCGGGGGCUGGAAACUGGCGGAGGAAGAGUCCUGCAGGGAGGACGUGACCCGUGUGUGUCCCAAGCACACCUGGAGCAACAACCUGGCGGUGCUUGAGUGCCUGCAGGACGUGAGGGAGCCUGAAAAUGAAAUUUCUUCAGACUGUAAUCAUUUGUUGUGGAAUUAUAAGCUCAACCUAACUACAGAUCCCAAAUUUGAAUCUGUGGCCAGAGAGGUUUGCAAAUCUACCAUAUCAGAGAUUAAAGAAUGUGCUGAUGAACCAGUAGGAAAAGGUUACUUGGUUUCCUGCCUGGUGGAUCACCGAGGCAACAUCACUGAGUACCAGUGUCACCAAUACAUCACCAAGAUGACAGCUAUCAUAUUCAGUGAUUACCGUCUAAUCUGUGGCUUCAUGGAUGACUGCAAAAAUGACAUCAACAUUCUGAAAUGUGGCAGCAUUCGGCUCGGAGAAAAGGAUGCACAUUCACAAGGUGAGGUGGUAUCAUGCUUGGAAAAAGGCCUAGUGAAGGAAGCAGAAGAAAGAGAUCCCAAGAUUCAAGUCUCUGAACUAUGCAAGAAAGCCAUUCUUCGGGUGGCUGAGCUGUCCUCAGAUGACUUUCAUUUAGACCGGCAUUUAUAUUUUGCUUGUCGAGAUGAUCGGGAGCGUUUUUGUGAAAAUACACAGGCUGGGGAAGGCAGAGUGUAUAAGUGCCUCUUCAAUCAUAAAUUUGAAGAAUCCAUGAGUGAAAAGUGUCGAGAAGCACUAACAACCCGCCAAAAGCUGAUUGCCCAAGAUUAUAAGGUCAGUUAUUCAUUGGCCAAAUCCUGUAAGAGUGACUUGAAAAAAUACCGGUGCAACGUGGAAAACCUUCCCCGGUCCCGGGAAGCCAGGCUGUCCUAUCUUCUGAUGUGUCUGGAAUCAGCUGUGCAUAGAGGCCGACAAGUGAGCAGUGAGUGCCAGGGAGAGAUGUUAGAUUACCGACGCAUGUUGAUGGAAGAUUUUUCUUUGAGCCCUGAGAUCAUCCUGAGCUGUCGGGGGGAGAUUGAACACCACUGUUCUGGAUUACAUCGAAAAGGGCGAACCCUGCAUUGUCUGAUGAAAGUAGUUCGGGGGGAGAAAGGGAACCUUGGAAUGAACUGCCAGCAGGCGCUUCAAACACUGAUUCAGGAGACUGACCCUGGUGCAGAUUACCGCAUUGAUAGAGCUUUGAAUGAAGCUUGUGAAUCUGUAAUACAGACAGCCUGCAAACACAUAAGAUCCGGAGACCCAAUGAUCCUCUCGUGCCUGAUGGAACAUUUAUACACAGAGAAGAUGGUGGAAGACUGUGAACACCGUCUGUUAGAGCUACAGUAUUUCAUCUCCCGAGAUUGGAAGCUGGACCCUGUCUUAUACCGCAAGUGCCAGGGAGAUGCAUCUCGUCUCUGCCACACCCACGGUUGGAAUGAAACCAGUGAACUUAUACCUCCCGGAGCUGUGUUUUCUUGCUUAUAUAGACAUGCUUACCGCACUGAGGAACAGGGCAGGAGGCUGUCACGGGAGUGCCGAGCUGAAGUCCAAAGGAUCCUCCACCAACGUGCCAUGGAUGUUAAGCUGGAUCCUGCCCUCCAGGAUAAGUGCCUGAUUGAUCUGGGGAAAUGGUGCAGUGAAAAAACAGAGUCUGGACAGGAGCUUGAGUGCCUCCAGGACCAUCUUGAUGACUUGGCUGUAGAGUGCAGAGAUAUAGUCAGCAACCUCACCGAGUUAGAGUCUGAGGAUAUUCAAAUAGAAGCCUUGCUGAUGAGAGCCUGUGAGCCCAUAAUUCAGAACUUUUGCCACGAUGUGGCAGAUAACCAGAUAGACUCUGGGGACCUGAUGGAGUGUCUGAUACAGAACAAACACCAGAAGGACAUGAAUGAAAAGUGUGCCAUUGGAGUCACCCAUUUCCAGCUGGUGCAGAUGAAGGAUUUUCGGUUCUCCUACAAGUUUAAAAUGGCCUGCAAGGAAGAUGUGUUGAAACUUUGCCCCAACAUAAAGAAGAAAGUGGACGUGGUGAUCUGCUUGAGCACCACCGUGCGCAACGACACCCUGCAGGAAGCCAAGGAGCACCGGGUGUCCCUGAAGUGCCGCAAGCAGCUGCGUGUGGAGGAGCUGGAGAUGACAGAAGACAUCCGUCUGGAACCAGAUCUGCAUGAGGCCUGUAAGAGUGACAUCAAGAACUAUUGUUCCACAGUGCAAUAUGGCAAUGCUCAGAUUAUUGAAUGUCUGAAAGAAAACAAGAAGCAGCUAAGUACCCGUUGCCACCAGAAAGUUUUUAAGCUGCAGGAGACAGAAAUGAUGGACCCAGAGCUAGAUUAUACGCUCAUGAGAGUCUGCAAACAGAUGAUAAAGAGGUUCUGUCCAGAAGCAGAUUCCAAAACCAUGCUGCAAUGCCUGAAGCAAAAUAAAAACAGUGAAUUAAUGGAUCCCAAAUGCAAACAGAUGAUAACCAAACGUCAGAUUACCCAGAACACAGAUUACCGCUUAAACCCUGUGCUGAGGAAAGCCUGUAAAGCUGACAUUCCUAAAUUCUGUCACGGUAUCCUGACUAAGGCCAAGGAUGAUUCGGAGCUAGAAGGUCAAGUCAUCUCUUGCCUCAAGCUGAGAUAUGCUGACCAGCGCCUCUCUUCAGACUGCGAAGACCAGAUCCAGAUCAUUAUCCAGGAAUCUGCUCUGGAUUACCGACUCGAUCCUCAGCUCCAGCUACACUGCUCAGAUGAGAUCUCCAAUCUAUGUGCUGAGGAAGCAGCAGCCCAGGAGCAGACAGGUCAAGUAGAGGAGUGUCUCAAAGUUAACCUGCUCAAAAUCAAAACGGAAAUGUGUAAAAGGGAAGUGUUAAACAUGCUGAAAGAAAGCAAAGCAGACAUCUUUGUGGACCCAGUUCUUCAUACAGCUUGUGCCCUGGACAUUAAACACCACUGUGCUGCCAUAACCCCUGGCCGAGGGCGUCAAAUGUCCUGCCUCAUGGAGGCCCUGGAGGAUAAGCGGGUGAGGCUACAACCUGAGUGCAAAAAACGCCUCAAUGACCGGAUUGAAAUGUGGAGUUAUGCAGCAAAGGUGGCCCCAGCAGAUGGCUUCUCUGACCUCGCCAUGCAAGUGAUGACAUCCCCAUCAAAGAACUACAUUCUCUCUGUGAUCAGUGGGAGCAUCUGUAUAUUGUUCCUGAUCGGCCUGAUGUGUGGACGUAUCACCAAACGAGUGACACGUGAGCUCAAGGACAGGUAGAGCCACCUUCACCACCAAAGGAACCACCUGUCCAGUGCCCAGUUUGUACAGCCCUCCUGUAUAGCAUACCCACUCACUUCGUCCUUCUCAGAGGUGGCACCAACACCCAUGGUAGAGCAGCAGCAGGUAUGCACUGCAUUGUCCCAUCUCAGACUCGCCCGUGUCCGUGGUGUCUCCCUCCCUUCGAUCAUCUGUGCAGCGUCCGCAGCUGGCCACUUGGGUUAUCGCCUUUGUUGGCAAACUUGGGUUUACCUGCCUGUAGAAAAGUCUCUCUCAUACCAAUGGAACAACCAGUACUUCCAGAAUCAACUCACCUGACCUGCAACUCAAAUGAAUUUUUAAAAAACAAAAACAAAAACAAAAAAAACCACCAAAAAAAGGAAAUUUUUAAAGAAAGAAAAAAAUGUAUAUAGUAACACAUCUCCUCCAGGCUUGAUUUGGGCAGUGGGGUUAUUUCUUCUGUAUGACUGUGUAAAACGAAGGCAGGACAUUAGAGGGGAAACAUACCACCCAAUAUGCUAUAACUGGGAUGUGUUGCUCAUUUCUCAAAAGCACCUUUGGGUCAUGCUGUGCCAUGGACUUCACCAGCCUGCUUUGGGUCCUCUUUUCUUCUGCUGAAACGUGAUGCCUUCUAGUUCCCGCCCUAAUAGAGCCACUGCUGGUCAAGAUCCCAAGGCCAUGGGUAUUUCUGUGAUCUCCUGACCUCAGUGAAAUAAAGCGUGAGCCUCCUUAGGCCAAGGGCAGACAGGUUGGGGAGGAGAACCAAAAGUGUGUGACGCUGGUCAGUCCACUGAUGUGCAUCGAGAGGCUGGCCCCUGAGUCCCCGGGCAGCAGGGUCCCAGGCCAGUGCAGGGCUCAGUGGCAGUGGGUGGGAAUGACCCUGCUGGGGUAGCAGUAGCUCCAGACGUCCUACCAGGAGGAAGUGACUGGCAGGGAGGAGACUCAGGGCAGGAAGGAGGAGCAAGGGAUUGAUUCACUUUGCUUUAUUUUUCAGGCAACAAUGCAGGUCAAAGAUAAUGGCUUAUAAAGAUUUAGCAUGGUCUCGGUAUGAUUGGCAGUCCCACCUGACCUUUCUGCAGGCCCAAGGCCACCUUCCCAGACAAACUCUUUUCUGCCUCUACAUGGAGAGGGCAUGGAAAGUUACUACAUUAAAACAUGGAGGAUUUUCUCCGUUUUUUUGGGUUUUUUUUUUUUCCCCCUUUCUGUCCGUUUGCUUCAUACACCCACUGUUGGAGGCAUUGGCUAAAUGUUGUACUUUGGUGAUUCAUCAGUCUUUCCAGAGUCUGAGCUUAAUGGAAGCAACAUUCCUGGCAAUCCUCCCUCGGCCUCCAGUGUGGAGGUGACAGGCUCGGAGUAUAAAGAGGGAGGAGUGCAGGCAUCCUGGUUCUACCUGGCACACCUGGUCUUGAGUUUGGGGCAGAGUCACAGUGGCUGCACAAGAGGGCGGUGUGUACAGUAGCCGUUAUAUUUAUAUAAUAUAUAUUUUAUUAACCUGUUAGAUGUCCACAAAGUAUUAUAAAUCAUGUGCCUAAAACUGUCUGCAUAGACCAUGGCGCCCUUCCUUGCCCUGUCCCUCCUUUGCCACCGUCCUUGCUGUGCCGCCGGACCUACGUAACGUUUUUCUUUCCUGAAAUGUGUUCAAUACAAAGUGCGUCAGUUUGUGGAUCAGUUGAUCCAAAGUACUCCUUGUCUAACCUGACUGAUGUAUAUUUGAAUACUGUGGUUUUUCUUUUUCUUUCUUUUCUCUUUGCUGCCCUUCCUGGAGGCAGUGGGUUCUAGAAACCAGCUGUAUAUCCCCGCUGCCUAGAGUACUGCACGCCACAAGGGGAGCCACUAAGUUGUUAGUCCCCUCAGUCCUGCUGUUAGGGUCUUCCUGAUUCUCAGCAGCUGCCCUGGGAUUCUUCAGUCCCAUAAAACUUGAAACUUGGAGUCCGAGCAGCACCCCCCACCACCACCGCUGUGGGAACUGAACUGAGCUGGUCCCGGCAGUCCACCUCCAGGGUUCCCACCUGGGUGGUGUGAACUACUGUGGCUUGGGGUUGAGAAGCAGGGAUGUUCUCUAAAUGCAGGCCCCCACUGAGGUGUCGGGUGUGGUUCACAGGAUAGGAGUAAUGUUCACCCUUUGACGACGGGGGGUGGGGGGGUACCAUUCUCAUCUCUGCAGUCUCCCUCUAAUAUAGGUAAAACUUCAUAGUUUAGUCUCGAUAUUUCUGUCCUUUCUUAACUGAGAAAAAAUCCCAUUCAUUGUCUGCAGCAAAUCUGAAAGUUUGGAAAGGAGUUUGAUUCUUGAAACAUUUGUCACUUUUAGAAAUGGUCAGAAUAGAAGAGAUAACUAACUACCAGUAUCUUCAAUUGCUUGUUGCCAGAAAGCCUUUCCCCAUCCUACUUGGAAUAGUUUUAUAUGACUGGUUCUUGAGAGUCCAAGCAGUGUCCUGAGCAGUUUUCUACGUCCAAGAGUUCCCACACCAUCUGAACCUGCAGCCCACGGUAUCUAUUCUGCACUGCAUUAGGUACAGCAAAACAGGUACUGGGGCACCUCUGCUCAUAGGCCUCAUGGUUCAGCCAUGAGUAAAUCCGUAGUCAAGAACUAGUCAAGAAGAAGAAACCACGGCCCAAGUAGAGGAGCUGAUGACAGACUUUGGCAUUUAUCUCUUCUCUAAGCAGCAGGUAGAGUUUUUUGCCAGGGCUAAGGCUCAGACACUUGCUGGAAAUCACAGUAGCCAGGUGACACCCCUGGCCGUUUAGCUGCCCCCAGUGUCUCAGGGACCCCACUUCAGAGUGCUCCACAACACUCCAGAGGCCCCAGGAGGUCGGUCUCCUGGGCUGGAGGCACUGCGUGUGAGAAAUCAGAGAUCUGGCCCAAAUGUAAGGGACGAGACUGACUGCUCCCUGUCCCAGAGCAUGUCCCGUAGAUGGAGGCUCUGGGAGUGAGACUACCGUGGUGCGUCCCUGGCCUUCCUCUACUAUCGCUCUGUCUCAAGAGAAGCCUGCUGGCAAGAGGCACCAAGAUGGGAGCCGUGGCAAAGGCGUGAGUCCUCUGCAUUCCCUGGAGGCCCUCUGCCAGUUCUGUGGAUCCACUCAGCUCGUUCUGAGCCAGUGCGUCCUUAAAAACGAGGGGAAUUCUAGUAUUUAGUGAGCAGGUGUUGGCUUGAAUUCGCUGCAGGCCUUUGGCGAUCUCACAUCCUGCACUUACUCUUCUGGGGGACAGUGAGUGGUUCUGCCAGUGGGGAGAGGGACAUUCUGCUUUCCUAGAAGAUGCAACAGAAAAUUACGAUGAGGUCUCAUCUCUUCCCAUUUCCUGCGAUCAUGUAAUAGAAGAAUCCAGUGGUAAAGAGGCCUGUAGCGUCCAUUUACAUUUUAUUGGACAAAAUGAAAAGGGAGUUAUAUGCUGACUUCCUCUGCCUUUCCAAGAGAAGACUUCUGGAAAUGUCUCCCAUCUUCCCCACCUCCAGGCUGUGAUACUACUUCUAGCCCAAAGAUCCCCUCUAUAGUGAGUCAUCGGGGAGUUAGAUUGCUUCGUGGGGCCUCCUUUCUUAGCUGGCCUCAACCUCCUCUGAGAAAAGACCUUUGCCUCCCAUUUCUUCCUGCCCCCACCAAAAAACAAAUGUUCUUUGCAUAUAACUUAUGCUGAGUAAUCAGAUAUGGAGAAGGAAGCUAGAAUAGGGACCCUUGGUAGCCAGCCAGCCCAGCCUGACACAUUCAACCUAAAUUUUGGCCAUUGAACAAAAAGAAGUAUAUGGCUUUUUGAAUGAUGUGCAUUUUGGUAUGUUUACUUGUAUUUCAGAUUCUUGUGAAUGUGAAAAACCUCAAAAAUCCCUUUUGUUUCUCACCGUUUGGACAGCACCUAAGUGGUUCUGUAAAAAGCAGCACUCCUGUGCCCUGGGUUUCUCCCGGGCCUUUAGGGACAUGCCUCACCCCGGUCACCUCCUCCACACUGGUCUUUGAUCCCAAAGGUCCUGGGCCCAGAGCUGCUGUUCUGGCCUGCUUCGCUCUCUCGUUUGUCUUUGGCUGGCCGCCUCUCUCCACUCCUCGUGGUCCACCUCUCCGCUAGGACCAGAGUCCCACGUUAGGGCCAUCAGGUGUAAAGCCGAAUCCCCCUUCCUGCCCAGAUUUCAGACAGCAGAUAAGUCAUUAGCAAACCCAGACCCACUCUUCAGAGUGACAGGUUCCCCCCAAGCCAUCUGGUGAGAUCACUGUGGAGACCCAGUGCUUACACUGGGAGCACCGGUGUGGGACAGUCUGCUCGGGCUGGUGGUGACAGGAUCCUGACAGUGCUUUCCCCUCCUUCCCCCUUCCCACGUUCCACCACAGUGCACAGGCAGGGACAUUGGCAUACGUGCAGUGGAGAAACCUCAGAGAGUGCCUCUAUGUUCUGUUUUUGCCUUCUGCUAACGGGGAAUUGACAUGUGUACCCAGAGCCCAGUAGGCCCUAUGCCAGACAUACUAGGCCAGGGUGGGUGGAACAGGUCCCCUGGUCAGAUGGCAGGGCGCUGGAUGGAGCAGCUUCUCCCAGCAGUGUUCCCAGGUCAGUCCGAGAAGGAAAACAGACUGCGCAGCAGACACUGUGUGAGAUCUUAGGCCUUUCCCUUUUUUUUAAGAAAGAA
This is a messenger RNA of Rhinolophus ferrumequinum (greater horseshoe bat), 8206 nucleotides long. RefSeq names its product golgi glycoprotein 1 (gene GLG1). Gene Ontology annotation, molecular function: fibroblast growth factor binding. NCBI's taxonomy places the organism in Eukaryota, Metazoa, Chordata, Mammalia, Chiroptera, Rhinolophidae. The coding region runs from base 36 to 3602 and encodes 1188 amino acids. Gene Ontology annotation, cellular component: Golgi membrane. The transcript has 26 exons. The record is from RefSeq and is a predicted model, not a curated record.